UCACUCAUUGUGUGUCAACGAUGAUAGCGAAAAACGUCUUUCUCGUCGCGAUUGUCUUUUUCCUCAUGGAGUCGCACUGUGGGGAAAGCGCCAGUCUGAAUAACAAAGUUGACUAUAGUUAUUUGUUGGGGGAGAACUACAUGGUGGACUAUAGCAAUCCAUACAACAUGCGAUCAGAGGCAGUUCGUCAGUGCGAGUUGGCAGGAAUGCAUUUGCUGUCGAUUGAAACUGACGGCGAAUGGGAGGCCGUCAAGCUUUGGAUUCUCAUAAAUGGCGUUUACUGGGGUAACUUCUGGACGAGUGCCGUGAAAGAGGCCGGUUCGACGCGGUGGGUGUGGGAGUCAAGUGGAGAAGAGGUGACCAAUUUCCACUGGUCCAAAUCGCAACCGACGCUAGGGUUCAGCGACACCGUGAAGCACUGCAUCGGGUUUAGCGUCGAGCUCGGCGGAUGGUACGACUAUGUGUGCAACGAGGAAUCCCUUUCCUACUUUUGCGAGAAAGAGGAAAGCUGAAAAAUCAAGAAACAUUAUCAAUUAUCAUAAGAAAUCUCCAGGAAGGCGAUGAAGAAUGAAAAUUCACAGGAAAAAAAAUACUCAUAACGUGGAACGUGGAUAAUGUAUGAAUUAAGAAGCUUAACAGAAAAUAGUCGAUGAAAUGAAAUUAAACAAUAUGAAUUAAAAAAAAAUUUAAUUAUUAAAGGCUGCUACCAAAAGAUGUGUUAAAUAUUAGUAUAUAAAUUAUAUUACCGCAUUAAAUAUAUUUAAAUGACUCAUUGUGUGAGAAUAAAUUUAUAAAAUGUGUAACUAUUGAUGGCCCUCUCCAAAAGAUGUUACUUUUAAUGUAUACCAUUCAAUUCCAUCGCAAACAAAUUCAGUGUUGCUAUGAGAAGAUUCUACAAACACUCAGAUACAGCUUAUUUAUUCCUAAUAUUCUUCUUUUAAAAAUUCAUGAUUGUUUAAAUUUUUUUUCCGUCGACUGAUAAUGAAUAACAAAAAAUAUGAUAGCAUUGCUUAUGCAUUCUUAUUUGAGUGAUUUGGGUGGCCCUGAAAAGGGCCGAUUUUCGAAGACUGGUGCUUAUGCCUUCUUGUCGGUCUUCUUGGGCAGGAGGACGGCCUGGAUGUUGGGCAGGACACCUCCCUGGGCGAUGGUGACGCCGGAGAGCAGCUUGUUCAACUCCUCGUCGUUGCGGAUGGCGAGCUGCAAGUGAC
Messenger RNA from Neocloeon triangulifer, 1208 nucleotides. RefSeq names its product perlucin-like. The record is from RefSeq and is a predicted model, not a curated record. NCBI's taxonomy places the organism in Eukaryota, Metazoa, Arthropoda, Insecta, Ephemeroptera, Baetidae. Bases 21 to 512 code for a protein of 163 amino acids. The transcript is spliced from 4 exons.